AUGGGGACGAAACGAUUCAAGCCGCUACUCGCAAGCACCUCUUUGGGUCGUUUUGCUUUCCCCCGCAACAUUCUGAAUCCGCGUCCUCUGUUCCGUUCCGGACGAGACCAAUGGAACGGCCGCGCUUGUGGAGAUGCGCUCUCACAUGGUUGCUGGACCGUGAGCCCAAGACAGAUUAGGUUGUGGGAAUACGGGAAAUCCGGAGAUAGUCUGAGCGUUAUUGCCUUGCUAGCCAUCAUUUUCGGUGCAUUAUUGACAAUGGCAGCGGCGAUCCGGAAGACCGAGGUGGGCCAUCCCAACGGAUACUACCAAGCAUACUAG
Molecule: messenger RNA, 321 nt
Organism: Xylona heveae TC161
Lineage: Eukaryota; Fungi; Ascomycota; Xylonomycetes; Xylonales; Xylonaceae
Exons: 2
Coding region: 1-321 (106 amino acids)
Source: RefSeq, a predicted model, not a curated record